CCGCCACUCCUCCCCCUCGCAACACCCACCGCCGGCAGCGGGGAGGUAAGAGGAGGAGGAAGCGGCAGGGUCUGGGCUGCCAGCAGCGGGAGGACAAAACCCCCAUGAAAUAAAUACAAUCCCACAUCCAGCUGGGAGGAUGGGACGGGAGCGGCAGCGCUCCGCCGGCCCUCAAUGGGGGUUUCAUUGAGCGGAUAUUUGGGCUGUGCUGCGGAGCGGUCGCACCGAGCUCGCCGCGCUCUUUUCAGGUUCUGGGCACAUCUUUCCUCUCCUUGGUGGAACUACCGUAAAAUUCGUCUCUAACACGAGUCCCCAGCCCGGGAAUCGACACAGAGAGCCCCGCCAUGCCGGGAAUGAUCAGCAAGAACCCAGACCUCGAGUUCGACUCCUUGCAGCCUUGUUUCUACCCGGACGAAGAUGAUUUCUAUUUAUGCGGGCCGGACUCGGCCCCCCCCGGGGAGGACAUAUGGAAGAAGUUCGAGCUGCUGCCCACUCCUCCGCUGUCCCCCAGCCGGGCCGGGCUGCAGGAGCACCCCCCUGGAGGGGCUCCAUUGCCGUGGGGAGGGGCGGCCCUGGGGAGCUGCCGCCCCGCUGAUCCCCUGGACUGGGCGUCCGAGUUGCUCCUCCUGCCCCCCGAGGCCGAGCUGUGGGGCGGCGCGGACGGCGCGGAUUUCUUCGAGACGGGCCUUGGGGCGAGCAACAACCUCAACUCCAUCAUCAUCCAGGACUGCAUGUGGAGCGGCUUCUCGGCCCGCGAGAAGCUGGAGCGGGUGGUCAGCGAGAAGCUGCAGGGCAAGCCGCCCGCCGCCGCCCCGCCGCCUCCGCCCCCGGUUGUACCCACCGCCGCCGUCUCCGCCGCGAACGGCCCCAGCGCCGGUCCCGGCCGCGCGGAGCUGGGCGGUUCCGUGCCCGAGUGCGUGGACCCGGCCGUGGUCUUCCCCUUCCCCGUCAACAAGCGGGAAGCGGCAGUGCCGAGCGGCGGUGAGACCCUGCGAGGCAGCCGCCCGCCGCGUCCCACCGGGGACAGCCGGGCCGGGAGCAGCAGCUCCGGGGACGACACGCUCAGCGACUCGGAUGAUGAAGACGAAGAAGAAGAGGAUGAUGAAGAAGAAAUAGAUGUUGUGACAGUGGAGAAAAGACGCUCCUCCUCCAACAAGGCUGUUACCACCCUCACUAUUACAGUGCGUCCUAAAAAUACCACUUUUCCAUCAGUCAGGACACAGCAGAAUGAACUGAUUUUAAAGCGUUGCGCACCAAUUCACCAGCAGCAUAAUUAUGCUGCUCCUUCUCCAUAUAUGGAGAGUGAAGAUGCACCACCACAGAAAAAGUUAAAAGCCGAGGUGCCCCGUCCAGUAAAACCCAUGAUCCAACCAAAGUCUAAGAGUUCAAGUCCUCGAAACUCUGAUUCAGAGGAUAGUGAACGUCGACGUAACCAUAAUAUCUUGGAGCGUCAGAGGCGUAAUGAUCUACGGUCCAGUUUCCUGACGUUAAGGGACCACGUUCCAGAACUUGUUAAAAAUGAGAAAGCUGCAAAAGUUGUGAUUUUGAAAAAAGCCACUGAAUAUGUCCAUUCCCUUCAGGCAGAGGAACAGAAGUUAUUGCUAGAAAAGGAGAAAUUGCAAGCCAGGCAACAACAGUUGCUAAAGAAAAUAGAAUACAAGCGGACUUGCUAAACUUUUUUCUUUCUUUUUUGUUUUUUUUUCUUUUUUGUUUUUUUUUUUUUUUUUUGGCUGACCAGGACAGUCAUUGCCACUUUGCACAUUUUUGAUUCUUUAAAAAAAAAAUUGUUUUUUGACGUUAAGAAUGUUGGUUUUACUUUCAAUUCAGUCCCUGAAGUAAUUGACAAACUUUAUUAUCCGGGUACGGAGCAAAUGGAUGUUCUUGCAAGAAGUUUAUUGCAAGACUACCAAACAACAAUUGACUGCCUUUGUUUUUCUUCUUAAGAACUGUAGAUGGUGGAUUUUUUAAUUUCUUUUUUUUAAUUGUUGUGAGCAUUUGGAGCUGCUGAUGACAUCUAGUUGAGUUAAAAACAUUCAUUCCUAAUUUUUAUGGUGCUUAUGUUCUAACAGAUGUUACUUUAGGGGGUUGGCAUUUGUACCCCUCUGGGAAUUUUCUGUAAAUACCAUCUACACACUUGCCUUUUGUACAUGUCUUGGGUUAUGAGAGGUGGCUUUUGCUGCCAGUAUUAGACUGGAAGUUCAUACCUAAGUACUGUAAUACCUCAAUGUUUGAGGAGCAUGUUUUUGUAUACAAAUAUAUUGUUAAUCUCUGUUAUGUACUGUACUAAUUCUUACAUUGCCUGUAUACUUUAGUAUGAUGCUGAUACAUAACUAAAUUUGAUACUUAUAUUUUCGUAUGAAAAUGAGUUGUGAAAGUUUUGAGUAGAUAUUACUUUAUCACUUUUUUGAACUAAGAAACUUUUGUAAAGAAAUUUACUAUAUAUGCCUUUUCCUAGCCUGUUUCUUCCAGUUAAUGUAUUUGUUAAUGUUUGGUGCAUAGAACUGGGUAACUGCAAAGUUCUGUGUUUAAUUUCUUCCAACGGUGUACAUUUAGUGCUGCGUCUUAUAGCACUUUG
Lagopus leucura (white-tailed ptarmigan) is the source of this 2575-nucleotide messenger RNA. RefSeq names its product MYCN proto-oncogene, bHLH transcription factor (gene MYCN). Lineage: Eukaryota; Metazoa; Chordata; Aves; Galliformes; Phasianidae. The record is from RefSeq and is a predicted model, not a curated record. Gene Ontology annotation, biological process: regulation of transcription by RNA polymerase II. Gene Ontology annotation, molecular function: RNA polymerase II cis-regulatory region sequence-specific DNA binding; DNA-binding transcription factor activity, RNA polymerase II-specific; protein dimerization activity. The transcript has 3 exons. Bases 345 to 1673 code for a protein of 442 amino acids.